AUGCCUUCACAUUCAUCGUCUACAGAAUCUACUACCCUCUUAUAUGCGCCCAUUCGGCUGGCUGGGGGUGGCUCCUCGUGUCAAGGCCGAGUGGAGGUGUUCUACGGCGGCGCGUGGGGCACGGUGUGCGAUGACAUCUGGAAUCUGCAGCACGCCCAGGUCGUGUGUCGCCAGCUGGACUGUGGCUCCGCUGUUGCUGCCUUGUCCUAUGCUUACUUCGGACCGGGCUCUGGUCAGAUCUGGCUCGACAAUGUCCAGUGCUUUGGCGACGAGCCUGAGCUCUCCUCCUGUCAGCAUCCUUCCUGGGGGUUUCACGACUGUGGGCAUCAGGAGGAUGCCUCUGUCAUCUGCUCACAAGCUACUACUACCCUGCCAUCGCCACCGUUUAGGCCCAGCCUCAAGAGCAGUGCCCCAAGCUUGGAAUGUCAUCUUCAGGGAUUGAGUUUCUUGCAAGAUCAUACUGAUCACUGUGCUUUCGUCUGUUUCAUGCCUUCACAUUCAUCGUCUACAGAAUCUACUACCCUCCCAUAUUGGUGCCAGUCAUACCCCUGUCAAAAUGGGGGCACCUGUGCAUUAUACUGGUCGUAUCCCUACUACCAGUGCUUUUGCCCUCCAGAAUCAUGGGGCAGCAACUGUGAAUACGGAAUGCCACUGUUUAGGCCCAGCUCACGAUCAGACCAUACUUAUCACUGUGCUUUCGUCUGUUUCAUGCCUUCACAUUCAUCGUCUACAGAAUCUACUACCCUCCCAUAUUGGUGCCAGUCAUACCCCUGUCAGAAUGGGGGCACCUGUGCAUUACACUGGUCGUAUCCCUACUACCAGUGCUUUUGCCCUCCAGAAUCAUGGGGCAGCAACUGUGAAUAUGGAACUACAACUCCUGAAUCUACUUCCCUCCCAUCUACAUCUACUGAAUCUCCUACCAUCCCAUAUUGGUGUCAGUCAUACCCCUGUCAGAAUGGGGGCACCUGUGCAUUCUACUGGUCGUAUCCCUACUACCAGUGCUUUUGCCCUCCAGGAUCAUGGGGCAGCAACUGUGAAUACGGAACUACAACUACUGAAUCUACUACCCUCCCAUCUACAUCUACUGAAUCUACUACCCUCUCAUAUUGGUGCCGCUCAUAUCCCUGUCAGAAUGGGGGCACCUGUGCAUUCUACUGGUCGUAUCCCUACUACCAGUGUUUUUGCCCUCCAGGAUCAUGGGGCAGCAACUGUGAAUACGGAACUACAACUCCUCAAUCUACUACCAUCCCAUAUUGGUGCCGGUCAUACCCCUGUCAGAAUGGGGGCACCUGUGCAUUCUACUGGUCGUAUCCCUACUACCAGUGCUUUUGCCCUCCAGGAUCAUGGGGCAGCAACUGUGAAUACAGAAAAACUGCUCCUACGACUACUCCUGGACCUGUCGGUUGCCAGUCCUAUCCGUGCCUGAACGGUGGUACUUGUGAGGAUCAGUGGUCAUACCCCGGCCACUGGUGCUACUGCAGCCCACUGUGGUCCGGCAGCAACUGUGAAUAUGAAACUGGUCGUACUACUACUCCUGGACCUGUCGGUUGCCAGUCCUACCCGUGCCUGAACGGUGGUACUUGUGAGGAUCAGUGGUCAUACCCCGGCCACUGGUGCUCCUGCAGCCCACCGUGGUCCGGCAGAAACUGUGAAUAUGGUGAGAGGACAUCGCGGUCUUUGUGCUUCUUACCAGCUCUCGAGGGGCUCGCUAACUUUCACUUUGGAGCAGAAACUGCUCCUACGACUACGCAUGGACCUGUCGGUUGCCAGUCCUACCCGUGCCUGAACGGUGGUACUUGUGAGGAUUGGUGGCUCUACCCCAGCCACUUGUGCUCCUGCAGCCCAUCGUGGUCCGGCAGCAACUGUGAAUAUGCAAUCACGACUGAAGCACCCACCACUCCACCCGACAUGAAGCUGAUGAACUGCACGUCGCGCUACAUGGAGCUGCAGAUCCCGCUGAGCGAACUGAGCGAGCUCGGCCUCUCGUCGUCCGACGUCCACCUGGAGGACCCCUCGUGCCUUGGCUCCAUCUCGGGGCAGUACCUGGUCCUGCACACCGACCUGCACGGCUGUGGCUCCACGCUGGAGACAACCGAUUCCGACACCAUCGUGUACUCGAACACGGCCUACGGCUUCGUGCAUGGAACCCGAGUCAAGAAGCUGCGCGUCCCCAUGCGCUGCUACAUCGGCUCCGAGGGAAAGGUCAUCGCGAGCUUCGCUCCCAGGGUGUACGACAAGUACAGCUCGGGCACCUUCGACCUGAGCAUCGCGAUCUACACCAGCCAGGCCUUCAGCCAGGCCGUCCGCGCGUACCCAUUCGAGGUGGACCUCGGAGCCCCGAUCUACGCAGAGAUGCUGCUCAACUCCUACGAUAACAGCCUGCAGCUCCUGCUGGAGACGUGCAAGGCUUCCCCGUACCCAGGCGCCGCCGACAGCGAGUCCUACUUCAUAAUUAGAGAUGGGUGCCAGGUGGAUCCUUCCUACGCCACCUACUACAGCGGCGACGAGAAGAGGCAGCACUUCAGCUUCCAGAGUGUGGAGUUCUUCAGCGGAUCCCAGGUGUACCUGGAGUGCAACGUGCGCGUGUGCAACAUCUCGGACGUGAGCUCGCGCUGCCGGCGAGGGUGCGUGCGGUCCAAGCGCUCCGUGCGUGACCUCGUCGGCCCGGAGAAUCGCGCCGAGCACAAAGUGGACCUCUCCCAGGGCCCCGUGCUGCUCCGCAAGACGCGCCAGGCUUCCGAAGUGAGCGGCGCGCUAUCCGGAAUGGUGUACGCGCUCGCCGCUGCUCUGACCGUGGCCGCUGUGUGCGUGGCCGCGGUGAAGAUCUUCCGCCUGCGCAGCGCCGGCGCCCAGUACCAACUUCUCGUCCCCAACGACGAGUGAAGAAGGGGCGAGAGGUCGCGCACUAUUUAACCAGGGGCGCGCACCUUACUUACUAAUUCUUCCUUCUGCCUAAUUGCACAUGUAAUCUAAUCAUUGGAGAGCGCUGAUCAAAUACUUUUUCGCGUGAUCGAGAAGCACAAUUGCUUUUUGUGUUUAGUUUGUUGUCCUUCCCCGGCACCUCCGAUUGGCACGGUUCGCUACGAACGCUGCGAAAGAGGUUCAACGUACUUACAUAACAACUUUGAUUUGAACUUGCAAAGUCUCAGGUUUUAUCACGAAGGUGGUUUGUGACAAUCCUGCACUGAAUGAUACCAUUAGGAUGCGCUAACGCUACGCGCGCGAUAAUAUCCACAAUCUCUCUUGAGUUGAUGUAAGGCUGAGCUGAGUGCUGUUCGCAGUGUGUGGCGUGUUCAGUGGUGGGAUCGAGCACCAGGUGUAACACAUUUUGAUUCCAACUAUACGUAUCGAGUGCCAUGUGUUCACUUAAUUCUGUGUUGUAAAAUGUCAAUAGGAGAGCCCUUACAUUUAUCUCUGAUUAAGUAAUUGUUUAAAAAAUGUUAAUUGCUAUGAUUGAAGUUGAUGGCUUCCUGUGUGAAGAGUAUGGACCUGGCUGAGCGUGUCCAUGUUUAGGUCUGC
Messenger RNA from Lethenteron reissneri (Far Eastern brook lamprey), 3519 nucleotides. RefSeq names its product deleted in malignant brain tumors 1 protein-like. The record is from RefSeq and is a predicted model, not a curated record. Gene Ontology annotation, cellular component: protein-containing complex; plasma membrane. Gene Ontology annotation, biological process: heterophilic cell-cell adhesion; establishment or maintenance of epithelial cell apical/basal polarity. NCBI's taxonomy places the organism in Eukaryota, Metazoa, Chordata, Hyperoartia, Petromyzontiformes, Petromyzontidae.